AUGCAGUUACUGCUCCGCCGCGUCUGGGCUGCUGGGACUAGCCUCCAUGCAGGCCUCUCAGGCCUUCACCCGCGAGUACACUCCUUCAUCACAGCUGCUCAUGCAUCAUCUCGCAAUCACUCCUUCAUCACAGCUGCUCAUGCAUCAUCUCGCAAUCACUCCUUCACCACAGCUGCUGAUACAUUAUUUCACGAUCGCGCUUCAGCAUAUCUCAAGCAUGCGUGUGAGUUGCUGAAGAUUAAAGCUCCAACUGGGAACGCCUAUGCCGUUGCACUAGCGCUGAAUGAUAAGGAUGCGGAGAAGGAGCUGCAGCUGCAGAAGAAGGAUGCGGAGAAGCAGCUGCAGCUGCAGCUGCAGCUCCUGGAGAAAGAUCAUCAGAUUAUUGUCAACUACUACAAACGGCGAGUGGCAUACAUCACUCAGAGGUGUAGAGUUUGUUUGCCACCAUGGUAUCUGGUUGAGGAUCUUUUCAGGAAAGCUAUGGAUAUUAUUGCCAACAGCAAGGACGAGGAGAUCAACUCUGUACAGAGAGACUUGCCGCGGAAGGACUUGGGGCUGAUGAUGAAAAGAGAGCUUUCUAUGACUAAAGAGGAGAUCAGAUUUUUCAGCGAUGUUGCACACGUUUUCAAGAAGGAGGUGGACUUUUUCGACGACGCGUCAGCAGAAGAGGGAGAGCUGAUGGAAACUAAAUCUAUCCUGGAAAAAUAUAGGCGAAAAUCUGAGGACGACACUGUCAGCGAGCCAAAGCCAUGA
This is a messenger RNA of Guillardia theta CCMP2712, 753 nucleotides long. RefSeq lists its product as hypothetical. NCBI's taxonomy places the organism in Eukaryota, Cryptophyceae, Pyrenomonadales, Geminigeraceae. Bases 1 to 753 code for a protein of 250 amino acids. The transcript has 3 exons. The record is from RefSeq and is a predicted model, not a curated record.